Molecule: messenger RNA, 1092 nt
Organism: Nestor notabilis (Kea)
Lineage: Eukaryota; Metazoa; Chordata; Aves; Psittaciformes; Psittacidae
Gene: MGME1
Product: mitochondrial genome maintenance exonuclease 1
Biological process (GO): mitochondrial DNA replication
Cellular component (GO): mitochondrion
Molecular function (GO): single-stranded DNA exodeoxyribonuclease activity
Source: RefSeq, a predicted model, not a curated record
AUGCUUCCUGUCAGAAUGAAAUUCCUACAGCUACUGUUCAUGAAAACAGGGAAACUGGAAACACUCUUUUGCCAAAAGCAAUUCCCAUUUAUGUGCCUGGCUACCUCCACAUGUCGUCAUAGUAAAAAGAAAAAAGUGAACAGUUAUGAACUAGUUGACCAAGAAAAAUACAAAAAUUUGGUCUACUCUGUGAUCUCUUACAAAACCAGUGCCCAAACACCAGAGACAAUAUUUGAAGAAGAUAAUUUGUUAUAUGGGCCACCAAAACGACACAGACAUCCAGUUAAAGCUGAAACAAAAGCUCCAAAGAACUUUGUUCCUUUAAUAAACCCCAACAAGAGGAUUCCUCUUCUCAACAAUGAUUCAAACUUCCCCAUGAAAAUCCCUUUACAAGAGAAAAACAAGACAAAAAUGCCCAGUGUUACCCAUAUUCUUCAACAGACUAUUUCUCCGCAGCAAGCCCUUUAUCUGGAAAGAUGGAAGAAGAAAAUGAUACUGGAACUUGGAAAAGAUGGUUUUACAGAGUAUACUAAAAAUCUUUUCCUCCAAGGACAUCUCUUUCAUGCCACUUUGGAAUCCAUAUUCCUGUCUGAAGAGAUGGUAACUAAGGAGCAGAAAGAAGACGUUACUGUUUCUGGCUACUUGUCAAGUGUGGAACAUGUCUUAAAAGAUAUCAGCGAAGUGAGAGCUCUGGAAAGUGCAGUUCAACAUGAAGCUCUUCAGUAUCUGGGCCUGGUAGACUGCGUGGCUAAGUAUCGAGGCCAGUUGUGUGUGAUUGACUGGAAAACUUCAGAGAAACCAAAGCCGUCUUUGAAGAAUACUUUUGACAACCCUUUACAGGUUGCAGCGUAUAUUGGAGCCAUCAAUCAUGAUGCCAAUUAUGACUUCCAGGUUAGCUGUGGACUCAUCGUGGUUGCCUAUAAGGACGGCUCCCCCGCGCACCCACAUUUCAUGGCUCCUGAGCUGUGCUCACAGUACUGGAAUAAGUGGCUUUUGCGCCUUGAAGAGUACAUGGACAACCCCCCCCCCAAAUUAAGCUGCGCAGAGGCAAGUGGUCUCAGCACAGAGCCACAGCAAGAAUCCUUUAAUUAA